Molecule: messenger RNA, 1201 nt
Organism: Brassica oleracea var. oleracea
Lineage: Eukaryota; Viridiplantae; Streptophyta; Magnoliopsida; Brassicales; Brassicaceae
Product: transcription factor bHLH121
Exons: 5
Coding region: 183-1028 (281 amino acids)
Biological process (GO): intracellular iron ion homeostasis
Molecular function (GO): DNA-binding transcription factor activity; protein dimerization activity
Source: RefSeq, a predicted model, not a curated record
AAAAAAAAAAAAAGGUGGAAUAAUUGGAAAAAAGGGGGAUAAUGGCAUAAUGCUCUUGUGAGCAGAGAGCGGGGCUAGCACGAACGAACAACAAGAAUCUUUCUUCGUCGAACCUUGUCUUUGUCUUCAUCUCAAUCGGAUCUGUCCGUUGCCGUCGAUUCUCCCCGCCGUUUUCAGAGGUCAUGGACGUUUCAGCUAGAAAGUCUCAGAAAGCAGGCCGUGAGAAGUUGAGGAGGGAGAAACUGAAUGAGCAUUUUGUUGAACUUGGAAAUGUGCUCGAUCCAGACAGACCCAAGAAUGACAAAGCUACUAUUCUCACUGAUACUCUUCAGUUGCUGAAAGAGCUCACUUCAGAAGUCAACAAACUCAAAUCUGAGUACACCGCUUUGACAGAUGAGUCUCGCGAGCUGACACAGGAGAAAAACGACCUGAGAGAAGAAAAGACAUCGCUCAAGUCAGAUAUUGAGAAUCUCAAUCUCCAAUACCAGCAGAGAUUAAGGUCGAUGUCUCCAUGGGGAGCUGCAAUGGAUCACACUGUCAUGAUGGCUCCACCACCAUCAUUUCCAUAUCCAAUGCCUAUGGCUAUGCCUCCCGGUUCAAUCCCAAUGCAUCAUCCACCAAUGCCAUCUUACACUUACUUUGGCAACCAGAAUCCUAGCAUGAUGCCAGCGCCUUACAUGCCCUAUAUGCCUCCUAAUACCGUCGUUGAGCAACAAUCCGUGCACAUACCACAGAACACUCGUUCCAGGGAACCUAGAGCAAAAGUUUCAAGAGAGAGCAGGUCCGAUAAAGCAGAGGACUCUAAUGACGUUGCAACACAGCUCGAGUUAAAGACUCCUGGAUCUACUUCUGACAAGGAUACAUCACAAAGGCCAGAGAAGAGCAAGAGAUGUAAGAGAAACAGCAACAACAACAACUCUGUCGAAGAAAGCUCUCAUUCUAGCAAGUGUUCAUCUUCUCCGAGCGUCCGAGACAACACUUCUUCCAGUAGCGUAGCUGGUGGCCUAAAACCUGAUGAUGCAAAAUGAAGAUCGAAACGUUUCGAUGAGUAUAUGAUGCGAGUACAAAAACGGGCUCGCUGUCCGAAACAUCGUUUGAUGCUUAGUUCCACAAACACUGCUGAUUUGUAAUCUCGUCUGAUGUUUAUAAUUAUAUAAGUUUAAUAAGGUUUAUAUUCGAAUUAGGCCAGAUUACGUUAAUA